Messenger RNA from Heterostelium album PN500, 1620 nucleotides. RefSeq names its product FNIP repeat-containing protein. The record is from RefSeq and is a predicted model, not a curated record. The coding region runs from base 1 to 1620 and encodes 539 amino acids. NCBI's taxonomy places the organism in Eukaryota, Evosea, Eumycetozoa, Acytosteliales, Acytosteliaceae. The transcript has 3 exons.
AUGAUGAAUAAUAAAACAUUAAAUCUCUUUGAAAGAUUACCAUUUUUCGUAUUAAAUAAAAUAGUUGGUCAACUAAAAGAAAAUAUCGAUAAAGUAUGUUUUAGUUUGAUUUGUAAACGUUUGUAUAAUGAACGUAAUAGAUAUCUAUACAUACCUCUGGAUAUGUCAGAUGAUAGAUCGAGAUGGAUGAUCAGCAAUCUCAAAUUGAACUCAUACGCGAAUCAAAUAGAGACAUACGAUCAUUUCGAUGAUGAACAUUAUAAGAUCACCAAAUUCCAAUGUUUCGAUAGUAAAGAAAGUUUGUCUACUUUCUACAAGAAAUCAUUGGGUACUGAUUCUUCACCAAGGUUCUCUAAUUGGAUAUUGAAAGAAAAUGAUAAUGUUGACAUAAAGUCUUUGGUUGUGAAUUACAACUUUCAAGGCAAUAUAUGUGAAAUCCCAUGUGUAAAGAGAGUCGAUACGCUUUUAUUUAUAUACCCAUGCGAAACCAUUGAUUAUAGAUUGCCAGACAACAUCAAGCAAAUGGUGAUUCCCUUUCAAGAUCAAGAGCAUUGCUUUGGAGAAAAUGCAUGUCUUCCCAGGCAGUUGGAUUUCCUAGCGAUUAAAUGCAAUCAAAAGAUUCAAAAGCACUUCUUGCCAAGUUCACUCUCGAAUUUGAAUUUGUUUUCACAUGAUUUCAACCAUCCAAUCGACAGAGAUGUACUUCCUGACGGAUUGAAACAUCUAACUUUGAUAGCAGGCCAUUACGCUCACCCAAUACUCAAAGGAGUACUACCGACCAGUCUGAAAAGCUUGACUCUUUCAUCGUACAGUGGUAAUCUGGUGUUCUAUGAUCCAUUAACAUUGAAUCAUCAUGAUGAUAACAAUAACAAUAAUAAUAACAACAACAACUACGACAACAACAACGAUAACCACAACAAUACCUACAUUCCCAAUACUCUUGAAAAGCUAAUGAUUGGAACACCGCCAGCUUUGAUGGACACGAAAUUCAAUGAAAUAUUAUCAAGCAAUUUGAAAACUAUUGGUUUCUUAACGAAUUUCUCACAGUUUAUCGAUAACAAUAUGAUACCACCGUCGGUCACCAAGUUGCAUUUGAGUUCCUAUCCACAGGCUGGACAGCCAUUGGUUAUACCGAGUGGAAUCCGACAUCUCAAGAUAUCAGUGCUGCAAUCGAUGAUUCCCAGAGAUUCAAUACCAGACUCGUUGGAGAAACUAUCGAUUCUACGUCUCAAUCAUCAAAAUAGCGGUGGUUCUCUCUUUCAAUCGGUGCUAACACCGACUUUUAAAUCAGAGAAUAGCACGAUCGUUACACCAUUCGAAUGCAUUACACCAUCGAUCAGGAGUAUCAAGCUACCGCUGUUGUACUGUCUGCAUUCCGAUUUGAAUGAUAUACCGAGCAACAUUCAGAAUAUAACAUUUGUAGAUUUCGCAAUGGAGAAAAUCUGUCUAAGACGAUUGGAUGACCAACAAAAGUUCUUGGUAAUGACACCAAUGAAUCAAGGUGGAAUCAUUCUAUCAAUUUCGAAAAUCAUUGAAAUGCUAUCGAAUCGAUAUCAAAUUGAAAGAAAUCAAAAAAAUAUUUGGAAUAUUGAGUAUUUAGAGAAGAAUAAUAUAGAAUAA